UCGGCAUAUUCGAAGAGAUAGAGACUCAGUCAAAGCACGUCGUCAUCAAGCGCGAACUAAUCGAUCAAACAGACUUAGAACUACUUUGAAACUGUUCAGACGCUUAGAUUAGUCAAACCGACAAAACACGAAUUUUAAGUGAUUUUCAUCCGUGUUCAUAGACAAAACCAGAUCGCGAUGAGCAGCAGUUACGGAAGACCACCGCCAAGAAUCGAUGGAAUGGUAUCGCUAAAGGUCGAUAACCUUACUUAUCGAACAACUCCAGAUGAUUUGCGUCGUGUUUUUGAGAGAUGCGGUGAAGUCGGUGAUAUUUACAUCCCGCGAGACAGAUAUACUCGGGAAAGUCGUGGUUUUGCAUUUGUACGGUUUUAUGACAAACGUGAUGCCGAAGACGCGCUUGAAGCCAUGGAUGGGCGCAUGCUUGAUGGCAGAGAAUUGAGAGUUCAAAUGGCACGCUAUGGUCGUCCAACAUCACCGCAAACUCGCCGGGGCGGACGAGAUCGUGAUCGUCGCGACAGAGACCGAGGCGGUCGACGUGAUAGACAACGUAGCCGUUCUCGCGAAAGGGGACGUCGUGAUAGAAGCUAUUCACGUGGUCGCCGUUCAGCUUCUAGAUCUCGCUCCAGAUCGGUACGCUCACGUUCCCGCGGGCGUUCAGAAUCGCCAAUUAAGCGACAUUCGCUCAGCCGAAGCCAUAGCCGUAACCGUUCGGUUAGCCGCAGCCGAAGCAUUUCACGUAGUCGCAGUCGCGACUAAAUUCAUCAUGACAGCUGGCACCAAUAUAAGACACUUUGGAAUUGUCCGCAAUGGAAUUCAAAAUAGUCAAGGCCACUUGUUCCGGCUUAGCAGUUAAUUGCAGUCUGAGCAGAAUCAAUCAGUGUCAGAGUGACAGAUGAGAGAGAGAAAGAGAGAAAGAGAAAGAGAGUCAGAGAAAUGAAAGGCGAUUUAUGUGAUAUGUCAAAUAGAACACGAUUCAGAGCUUCGUAUGCACAUCGCGCUGUUUCAGAGUAGAGUUGAAGAGGGUUUUAAGAAUAUGGGGCAGAGAGUCGUAAAAUGUUUAGGUGAUAUCGCAAAAUCGAGGCUGCAUUGAUUCGAUGUUGGUGUGUGCGGGGUGCAUUGCGUUCAAAAAGCAGUUUUCAAAGAGCUCAUAGCAUGCGUGCCUCGCGAUUUGCCACGAUUACAAAUACACAAUACAUAUUGGCACUAUCACUGAUAGCAGACACACACAUACACACACACAUACUAUAUCUUUCGGUUUAUACGGUUGUUUUUGGCAUGUGAUUCGUGUGCCGGCAUUUGAAACUUAAAAAAUGCCAAUGCCAAACAAUCUGUAUAUAAAAUUCGGUCAAAAAAAUCAGCGUUCGCGGUGUGUGUGUGUGUGUUUGUUUGUGGGUGGGUGUUUCUUUUGGCGUUUUGUGAGCUGGUGAACAAACGACCUGAUUUGCUGCACACAUAUUGAUCCAGAUCAUGUUCCGGGCUCAUAUUUUCAAGUACCAUACACAAUAUAUUCAAACUGCUGGCAGAAUUAUAUAUAUAUAAAUGCUGUGUGGUGCGCAACAACAUCCAAGUUGUCGACGAAGCGGUUAAGUUUAUUUGUUGUCACAAACAAACAAAGAAAAUGAAACCACCCACGAUUUUAAUUUUCCGAAUUUAUUUCAUCAUUUAUUUUUUUGGUUUCCUUUUUUAAUUAUUGAAUUUUAUACCAAUUUUGAGCGUGAUUUUCAUAGAAAAAGAUCGUCAGUUACAAAUCGUUCACCGCAUCUCAAAGCAAACAAAGUAAUUGCGAUCUUUUACACCACACACAUAAAAUCCCAAUCCCAAUUUCACUGCCAUUUUUUAUACCAAACAAUUAUAUAUCCCAACUCCGCUCGAAAUUCAUAUUUUUAUACCGUAAAUGAUGUCAAAACCCAAUAAAAAGGAUGAACCGAUACAGACCGAGUCUGUGUCAUGCCCAACGGCACACUUCAUUCUCAAUGACUGAACACAUUUUCGCAUUUCGAUGAAUGUAUACAUGAUGACAAGACUGAAAAACUCACUUUUUAAACAUACAUUUUUUUUCACAACAAACUAAUUUAAUCUUAUUUUGUACAUAUGUUUACCUCUAUCCAAGCCACAAGUUAAAUUUACAACGAACUAUUUUUUUGAAAUU
Contarinia nasturtii (swede midge) is the source of this 2149-nucleotide messenger RNA. It is a transcript of the gene SC35, whose product is annotated as serine/arginine-rich splicing factor 2. Gene Ontology annotation, molecular function: RNA binding. NCBI's taxonomy places the organism in Eukaryota, Metazoa, Arthropoda, Insecta, Diptera, Cecidomyiidae. The transcript has 7 exons. The record is from RefSeq and is a predicted model, not a curated record. Bases 178 to 756 code for a protein of 192 amino acids.